This is a messenger RNA of Arvicola amphibius (Eurasian water vole), 3415 nucleotides long. It is a transcript of the gene H1-4, whose product is annotated as H1.4 linker histone, cluster member. Gene Ontology annotation, cellular component: nucleosome. Gene Ontology annotation, molecular function: DNA binding; structural constituent of chromatin. The record is from RefSeq and is a predicted model, not a curated record. Lineage: Eukaryota; Metazoa; Chordata; Mammalia; Rodentia; Cricetidae. Bases 47 to 706 code for a protein of 219 amino acids. The transcript has a single exon. Gene Ontology annotation, biological process: nucleosome assembly.
GCCUCUGCUUCCGGCUCGAGUCCUCUCUUCUCACACACGCUUCGCCAUGUCCGAGACCGCGCCUGCCGCGCCUGCCGCACCGGCCCCCGCCGAGAAGACCCCCGUAAAGAAGAAGGCCCGCAAGGCUGCAGGUGGCGCGAAGCGCAAGGCGUCCGGACCCCCGGUGUCCGAGCUCAUCACCAAGGCCGUGGCCGCCUCCAAGGAGCGCAGCGGCGUGUCCCUGGCCGCGCUCAAGAAGGCGCUGGCGGCCGCCGGCUACGAUGUGGAGAAGAACAACAGCCGCAUCAAGCUGGGGCUCAAGAGCCUGGUGAGCAAGGGCACCCUGGUGCAGACCAAGGGCACCGGCGCCUCCGGCUCCUUCAAGCUCAACAAGAAGGCGGCUUCCGGCGAGUCCAAGCCCAAAGCCAAGAAGUCGGGCGCGGCUAAGGCUAAGAAGCCCGCGGGCGCAGCCAAGAAGCCCAAGAAGGCUGCGGGAGCAGCGACUCCGAAGAAAGCCACCAAGAAGACCCCAAAGAAAGCCAAGAAGCCGGCUGCAGCUGCGGGAGCCAAAAAAGCUAAGAGCCCGAAAAAGGCGAAGGCAGCUAAGCCCAAGAAGGCGCCCAAGAGCCCUGCCAAGGCGAAAGCGGUGAAGCCCAAGGCGGCCAAACCAAAAACCGCCAAGCCGAAGGCAGCUAAGCCAAAGAAAACCGCAGCCAAGAAAAAGUAAAAAUUUUCUUUGGCCAACUGCUUAGAGGCCCAACAACCCAAAGGCUCUUUUCAGAGCCACCCACAAAUCUCAGGGAAGGAGCUGUUGCACUUUCUGUGGGGGCGUGGCUAAGGUGGGUGGGCUUGGCUUCGCGGUAGCAGAACAGGACCGGGGGAUCCGGGUGUAGGCGGAUAAGUGGGCUUGGGAGAUGUGUAGCAAACCACCUUUUUAAGGACAAAUGGUAACCUUCCCAGAUCUGUAUACAAUUCAUUUCGUUCAGGGCUAUGAAUGUAAAGCCAGACAGGUAUAGAAAUGAAAUGGUUUGAUCUUAAGCAGAGAACUUUUAAAGGUAAGGUGGGAUUGUUAGUAUUAAAAAGUUACUCAGAUAAAGGGCCUGGCAACCAACGCCUUAAUUUUGUUGCAGUUGUCACUGGUGAGUUACCCACACUGAAACAGUAUCCCCUUGAAAACUUCCGUACUUCUCAUGUUUAACAGCGAUCGUACUUGAAUAUAGGCUUGCUAUAGCAGAUUUGUGCAGCUCAGUCCGUACUUCCUGAUUGGUGACUGCGAAGUGACAAGGCAGCCAAUGAAACCCUAGACCUUCAAGUGUCGUUUCCGUUCCCAUUCGUGACGAAACACUAAAACUAAUCCAAUCCUGAAGGAAAUCUUAUUAACCUUAUUUGAAUACUGCGUAACGUAAGUGGUUAUGGUGUCGCUGGUGGUGGGGUGCUUAUUUAUCCAAAUGUUUGUUUAGUGCUCCUGUUGGAGUUAAAAUUUCGUACAAUGAUGCCUGAGCCGACUAAGUCUGCGCUCGCUCCAAAGAAGGAUUUCCUCGGUCAUCAGUGCACAGGACAGCAAGGAGUACCGCCAGCUCAGCCACAAGGAGAGCUACUUGGUGUACAAGGUGCUGAAGCAGGUGCACCCAGACACGGGCAUCUCUUCCCAGGCCCUUGACAUCAUGAACUCGUUUGUCAAUAGCAUCUUCGAUCUCAUAGCCCGAGAGGAGUCGCACCGCGUUGCAAAAAGCGACCGAUCAUCACAUCUCAGAUCCAGACGGCCGUGAGCCUGCGUGGCCCAGGGAGCUGGACAAGUACCAAGGCCGUCACCAAGUAAAACAGCCGAGUAGGCAUUUUUCACUCUUGAUUUCAAAGACUUUUUUUCAGAGCCGUGCUGUAGUUUCAAGUAUCCUCAAACUUUUGCUUUUUUGUUUUCCCCCAGUCUGUUGGGCACGUGGCUAGCCCAAGUUAGCUUGGAAUUCCCUUUUUUCCCAAGUGAAAAUUAUUCAUAUGCACUAGCAUGUCUGCCUUCGGAGGCUGCUUGUGUUUGUGUGAAAUCCGUAAUGCCCUGGAAAUGGCAGUAGCUUCCAGAAACCGCAGAUUCACUGGCACGUACAAGGUCCAUAUAGUUAAUUCGCUCUCGCUUAAUUAGAUACUAAAAUUAACUAAUGGUGUCGUUUUAAGGGUGCAGCUCUCUGUCCGGGUGCAUAGAUGUCCAAGUUCCUCUUCUAGAGACUGAAUUGGUCAUAGACUCCCAAGUUUGCUCUCUCUGAGCACAACUGAGCAUGCUCAGACAAUUUCCCUUAGCUUGGAUCUUUUCCUCUUUUCUCCAAGCUUUUUCCUCCUAUAAGGUAUGUGCUGCUGAAAGAGGAUCUAAGACAAGAGUUCCCACAGAAAUGUGGGUGCUUGGGCAUGCUUGCUUUGCAAGCGAGCCAGUUUCGGUGUGACUGGGUUUGCCUCUGGCGAAAGGGAAAGCAAUCUGGGAUGUUCGGGCUCUUUGUUACUGUGUCAUUGACAGUUACUUAGUUCAUGGUCUUUGAGCAGCUUUCAGCAAGUAUGUUCCUGGGUGUCCCGCAUGGUGGCGCGCCUGAGAUACCCGCGAAGCAAGAAGCAAGCUGAAACCCAGGUCUCCCAGGUGUUCACAAGACAAACCGGCAUCUCACAGUCGGGGAAGAGUUGAUAGGCACAAAAACAAAUCAAGAAAACAGAGAGACUGGGAAGGGGUGUGGCUAGGGAAAAGCAAAUACACGUCAAAAUCACAAUAUGGAUCAGGAUGAAUUUGAAAUAAUUCGGGUGUGAUGUAGGAAGCAGUGAACUUAAAGAAACUUCUCACACCCUCAUGAACAGGUUCAUAUUGUGGGGUUAAUUUUUGUUUAAGAUAUGCUUGACACCUGGAUGGAUAAAUAGAAAUCCUGAUUAUGUUUUUCUUUCGCAAAAUAGGAUGCUGGUCAGCUCAAAGGACUUGGCCUAUGUGAAACCAACCCCAAACACUUUUGCCCAACCUAAACGUGGGUACUUAAGGUGCUACGUGGAGCUGUACCAUUAAGUGGAGUCUUACCCAUAAUCUUCAGCAGCUGAUGCUGAGACACCAGACAAAAGCCCUUUUCCUCCUCAGAGGCUGACCUGGAAAUCCAUACUGUCAGGCACAGGUGGCCUAUCCCCAGAUGACUACACAGAAAAGCCCAAGCUCUGAGCUUGGUUCUGGACCCGGCUUGUUUAUUAAUUUCCAGCAUUUAGACCAACAGAUGCAAGUAAUUAAACUGCAGAUUUAAUUCAGGUUUUCUUAAGGUAUUCUGUAUCUUGGAGCACGAAGUAGAUCUGGUACUAAAUUAUUACUUUGCAGUCUUAGAACUGUGCAUCAAUGAAUGUUGUAGAAAUCAUGGAUGAGAAUUUUCUAGGGUUGAUAAAUUUUGCAAUACUAGAAAUAAAUAAAUGAAAAACAUUACAAAAUGGU